UUAGUUUUUUUUGCAGACACAGCGCCAGACGAAGCGGUUCGGAGUUCGAGAGAUAUUAGAUGCGUCAGCUGUCAAAGUUAGUGAGAGCCGCGACGGUCGUUGAUUAUUGUGUUAUCAAUUGUUGCCGCAAAAACGACAGUACCCAAUGUACUGUGACGCAAUCUUAAUUAUUCAACAGGACGCAAUACUUUGGCGAAGAGCGAUAUCAUCGCUGUAAAUAAAUGCACUUGAGAUUUUGUAAUCCCCUGAUUACGAAGCUUCUAGUCCAAUGUCGUCACUGAUAAAGUUCUGAUAGGCAGCUGCCAAUUUGAGUAGCGAUGAAUAGUAGACAUAGUCCCGGAAAAAUUACACUGGGGAUGAUAAAAGGCAAGCCGAUCGCCACAUCUGUACCAGUGAUUCAUUAUCGAGCCAAUGACGAUGAACUGGAAGAAUUAUAUCCGAGCUCCUCGGAUGAGGAGAAAUGUCUCACGCCGGAGUCUGAUAAAGCGAGGAUCCCGUCGAGUCCCUCGAAAGACAGCGAAAAUGGCCAAGGAAUGGACAACGAAUCGGAGAGUCGUUCCAUCGACAGUAAUAUAUUUGAGGGUGUUCCACCAUCUUCGGAUCCAUGGAAGAUGUUAUCCGAAAUCAAGGGAAAGAUCACAAAGACAUUCGAGGAGAAGCUCUUUGAGAUGAAGAGCGAUCGAAAGAAGGGAAGAGGUAACAAAGAUCAUUCAAAUAGUGUUAGUGACUCGGAGGAUCCGGGUGAUGUCACUCCGACCGACGAGAAUGUCAAUGAAAAGCAAGAGAGAGAGCCAAAUUUGUCCACUGGUCGCCAUAGGAGCAAUGCUGCGAGAUUUGUAGGCUUCUCGCACGUGAAGACUGGCUUGAAAACCAAGGGCUCCCAGGAUGACAGCGUUGAGAGCGGUGUGGAAGCUGCCGAGUUUCCCGAAUCCGUUCCCGAUCCGUUCUUUUUCGAAUUACAGGAUGAUUCUCGCGCGGAGGACAAAGCGGACACUGUCGCGCAUUGUCGUAAUCUUUAUAGACAAUCGGAUGGAUAUGUCUGCGUAAAGGAAGAAGUAAAGCUUAGUACGUUACUCACCCGCAUGAAGGAUUAUCUAUUUCAGCAACUGACAAAACAGUUAGCUGCACUUUUGACCCUUACGCUCGCUUUCUUUUUUCUCAUUCCGCUGCCCGCGCACUUGGUUGGUUUUUUCAUAGGGGUUUUCGCAACGGUAACGGUAUAUAAACUAAUGCGGAGGAUCAAAGAUAUUUUAACGGCACCGUUAGACAAACAAUCUGUGCAUACGGCGGUUCCCGUGGUGGAGAUACCGGCAGCGGAGGAGCAUGCGGUUCAAGAAAGAUACGAGGGGUGGUUGAACGAACUGCCCUACACUUAUGAUCCCCAAAACUAUCAUGUAGCGCGCACAAAGUCGGUCCUGUUCACUCUAGAAGGUGGAGUGUUGCGCGUUAUGGAGACUAGAAUGAGAGUGCCAAAGAGAGCGGUGUGGGAUGAGCCUAAGCGAAAAUUUAAGUUCACCAAAAAACGCGUGUACAAUCUUGUCGGUGCGAAAGUGGAGCUAUUACCGGAGGGACUCAUCCGGAGAAGGAGAUGGAGCAAAAAAUAUCCAAUUUGUAUUACGAUGGACCGAGGAGCAUUAAUAGACAGUACGAUGUUGAGCGAUUGGACGGAUCUGGGAAAAGAGUCCUUUGACGACGAAAAAAAGAUCAAUCAGAUGGAAGGGAUCGACCAAGAGAUCGAAGAAAGCACAUUGGGUGAAGAAACAAAGAGCGAAGAUGAAGAUUUUAGAUUAGAAUUCUUUAAGAACAACGAAGAAGAAGAAGAAUCGAAAACUUAUGAAGAUGAAGAUGACGAUGAUCUCUCGCAGUCUAAAUCUAUCAGGAGUGUUUACGAGGACUGCCGCGACGAAGAAGAGAUUACCAAAUGCAGAUUGUACGUGUUUGCGCGUGCCGAUCGAGAGAAGGAAGACUGGUUUCGAAAAUUGACAUCAGCGGCUUUUUUUUCGAGAAAACGACAUUCAACUUCUUCUAUAAACGAUUCAGUAUCCUCUGCGAAUGCGAUAUCUACGCAGCCAGAUGUGGCGGAAGUAAAGUUGCUCGAGGCGUCUCCCAAAAUCUCUUACAAUACCUAUAUGAGCAAGUACCUGAACAUGAAUCCUGAAGAUUCUCCGAAGGAGAACGACAUCCUCUGGGUAAACUGCCUCCUGGGACGACUAAUGUUCGAUAUGCACAGCUGUCCAGAGACGAUCAAUCUCAUUCAGGAUAAAAUACAGCGCAAGCUGUCCAACAUAAAACUUCCGUAUUUCAUGGAGAGUCUGUUGGUGACGGAAGUAGCGAUCGGCCAGGAUGCUCCUAUGGUUCACAAGAUCACUAAACCGACGCUCGAUCAACGAGGGCUCUGGUUUGAUUUGAACAUUACUUAUAAAGGCUGUUUGACGAUGACUGUGGAGACAAAGUUGAAUCUAAUGAAGCUGACGCGUGCGAGUAGCGUGUCUGGUGAUAUAAUUGCAGAGAAAUCUGUGCCUACUAGAUCACCGAUAUUCGAUAGUGACGUAGAAGACAGUCCAGAAACGUCUACAGAAGACGAAGAUGUCGGAAAUGUCGCGUCGUGCGUCACAUCCAAAGAUGCUACAUCGACACAAUCUUCUGGCAAGAAGUUUCUCAGCAUGGUCGACAAGUUAGCAGCCAACAAAUAUUUUCGACACGCCACAGAAUUGUCCUAUAUACGAAGAGCAAUGGAGGGUGUUUCCAACACGGAGAUCCGUUUCACAGUCAACGUGUCUGGUAUCGAGGGUUGGCUCUCGGUUAAUAUUCCACCACCGCCCGCCGAUCGACUUUGGUACGGUUUUAAGCCGGUGCCAAAAAUCACCCUUACUGUACAACCAGCCCUUGGUGAAAGGACCGUCAACAUUGUCUACGUGACCAAAUGGAUCGAGAAUAAACUACUCAGGGAAUUCGAGAAACUAGUUGUUCUACCAAAUAUGGACGAUGUGGUCCUGUCACUCUGCCCAAACUAUCCUUUCGUCGCAACGUAAGUAAAUCUUAUGCUGGCCAAAUCAGUUAUCUGCUUUUACAUUUAUUGUUUUUUUUUGUUUUUUGUCCUCCCCCCCCCCCCCAUCUUUUUGUACAUUUUGCGAAAAAUGUUUUUACCACCCUUGCAAGAGUUAACUGAGAAAUAAAUUUUGUUAUUGUUGUUGUAAUAAUGUAGUGAUUGUUAAAAUUUGUAAAUAAAAAAUACGAGAAAUAAAAUGAGAGAAUUCUCAAAUUUCGCGGAUAAGAACGCUGUAGCUUUAGCUCUUUUUACACAAUUUUUUAAUAUUAUUACUAUUAUUUGCUGUAAGGAAUACUUUAUCAAGCGGCAUUUGUGAGAAGAGAAAAAAAUAAUUGUGAUAUAUCUUUAUAUAUGUUAUCUUUACAUUCAUAAAGUGAAUGAAAGAAGGAGAAAAAGUUUGUUGUGAGUGUACAUUUUUAUUAAAAUAUGUAAAAAUAAAUAUGGAUCAAAAGAGAGAAAUGGAGAACAUGGAGAACCGAGACAAUUUAAAUAAUGUUAAUUGUAAAACUCACUGCAGAUUGUUUACUUGUACAAUUGUAAAUAUCACGAAAUCAAUGCUGCGGCAAUCGUGGAGGAAAAUUUGUGCGUUACUGUCUAAUAUGAUGGGUUCAAUAAUUUAAUUAGUUCUUUUAUAUAUAACAGGCAGUUGAUGCGAAAUGUUUUGCAAAAGUAUUGUUAAAAUACUGAUAUCACGUAAUAACUAACUGAUAAUUUACAGACAAAUUAAAUAGCCUGCAAUUUUGUUGAAUUGGUUAAACUCUUGAGAAAAGAAAAUAUAAAUAUAUAUAAAUAAGAUAAAAAUAAUGACUAUAUAUAUAUAUAUAUAUAUAUAGAUGGUACAGGUUUUCUCACUUCAACUCCUCAAGUUAAUGCGUAUACAUUAUUGAAAAACUGAUCAUUAAUGUCAAUGAUGCAUGUAAGCAUUAUUUUAAACAAAAUAUUUUCAACUAUAGGAUUUUCGCAAAACACGGUACCCAUCGGUUUUUGAGAUCAUUCAAGUCAUUCUU
Messenger RNA from Linepithema humile (Argentine ant), 4056 nucleotides. RefSeq names its product testis-expressed protein 2. Gene Ontology annotation, cellular component: endoplasmic reticulum. Gene Ontology annotation, molecular function: lipid binding. NCBI's taxonomy places the organism in Eukaryota, Metazoa, Arthropoda, Insecta, Hymenoptera, Formicidae. The record is from RefSeq and is a predicted model, not a curated record.